This is a messenger RNA of Phlebotomus argentipes, 2172 nucleotides long. It is a transcript of the gene ecd, whose product is annotated as protein ecdysoneless. Lineage: Eukaryota; Metazoa; Arthropoda; Insecta; Diptera; Psychodidae. The transcript has 2 exons. Bases 72 to 1997 code for a protein of 641 amino acids. The record is from RefSeq and is a predicted model, not a curated record. Gene Ontology annotation, cellular component: nucleus.
GUUGUCAAAACAUCGUUCGUCUCACGAGGACUUUUCAGUGGAAAGAACCAGAGGAAUUUCGGUGAAUUUGCAUGCAGAAAUGCAAAAUGGUGUCGAAUGGUGUGUUAGAAUUUGUCCGUGAAGAUGACUACAUCGAGUACUACUUGUUUCCUCGACUGGAAGCUGCAGAAAACAGCCAAAACGAGGAGCUGAAUGAGAUCCUAGUGCAAGUGGAAGGAGUUUCAGAGGCGUUUUGUCGUGGCUACAUUUGGCACAGGGAUGCCUUUCGUGUGCGAGCUCGCCCCGGAAACGCUCAUCUGCUGAUUGAUCAUCAAGGCCAGACGCCGGGCGAUGUCGAAAGUCUUCCGGCUCAUCUCUAUGGAAUCUCUCACUAUGGGGACAAUAUUGAGGAUGAAUGGUUCAUCGUGGCUCUGCUGUACGAACUGACACGUCAGAUUCCAGGUCUGGUUGUUCGCACAGUGGACGGAGAUGGAGAAUUUCUUCUGAUUGAGGUGGCCAAUCAUCUCCCCAACUGGGCGAAUCCGGACACUUGCCAUCAGUGUGUCUUCAUUGCCGACGGGGCGCUGCAUCUUAUCCGGAACGACGCGGAAGACACUCCUCGAGCUGUGACUGAAAGUGUCACACAAAUUCGAUCAGAUCUCUCUCGUCAUCGCGUGAGCAAUGAGAUUGAGAACAGCAUUCUUCGGCGCACCGGAAGUUAUCCGGCCAGAAUCGCUGAGAAUCUCCACCGUGCCACUGCCUAUGUGCCUGUGGGCGUUGCUGCCCUCCUGCGACACAAGCCCACACUGAUUGCCAGCGCCAUCCGGGAGUUCUGCAGUCGUGACGCCGUGGACAUGAAAGUGUGUCGCGCCAUGCGAUUCUUCCCACCUGAGAAUCGUGUUUACACCAGAAUCACCUUCACUAAGUGUCUGUAUGCCAUGUUGAUGCACUCCAGCUACACUCCUGACCGCCGCACAGGCUGGAAUCUGCCCAACAGCUCAAGCAAGAGCUUCCCAUCGCACAGUUUGGGCAUGAAAAUUGCGUGUGGCUUCGAAAUUCUCGCCUCUCAAGCCAAACCAGAGGCGGACUUCAACACAAAUCGCCACUGGAUCAAGUACGUGGAGAGUCUGCGUGAGAAAGGCUACUUCCAGGACUUCCUCGAGGGCUCGAAGGAUCAUACUCGCCUGAUUGACGCCGCUAAAGACUACUAUCGCACCAACAUCAUCGAUUUGCGCGAGAAUACACUCACUGGCCAGCAAUUGCUCGAUGAUCUCAAGUCCAUCGACCUGAGUAUUGACGAAUUUAAGAAGCUGGAACCAUCAUUGCCUCCCAAUGAUGACGAAUCCUGGCUCAACAUUGCUCCGGAAGAGCUGGACAAAAUGCUGCAAGAUCGCUAUGGAGACAGCGCAGCUCAAGUGAAUGGAGAUUGUGAGGACAUUGCCGGGAAACUUUCAGAAUUCCUCGCUCAGAAGUCAUCCGCCGAGGGUGUGGAAGUUGAGUCAACCACGCCACCAAUUCGUCCUCAGCGCGGCGUGAAGAAGGCAAAGGGAAAAGUACAAUUUGCCUCUACUGCUGCAGAAGAUACCGUGGACUUCGAUCCUGAUGCCUUUCAGUCGCACGUGAAGAACCUUCUUGACCUCGUGAUUCCCGAAGACAAGUGGGAUGACUCGAAUUCUGACAUGAGCGACUACGGAGACGACACGGAAAUAGACAGAAACAUCGACGAGAUGAACAUUGUAAAGACAGAAACGAAUCUGGACGUCUACAUGAAGCAGAUGGACAAGGAGCUGGCAAAGACAACAAUUGGAGAGAGCUUUGAGAAGAAGACUCCAUCAGCAGAUGAUGCUUUUGACGACAUUGAAGACUUCACACCGGUGGACAUUGACCUCAAUACGCUGAAGAACAUGAUGGAGAGCUACCAGGCACAGCUGGGCAGUCCUGGACCGGCGUCCAAUCUCCUGGGAUCGAUGGGUGUGCGACUGAAGCCGCCAGGACCUAACCAGAACACACAGGAAUAGAAUUCCGCGCAUCUUCUCAUCUCCGCCUGUGAACUUCCACUGAGCUUUACAUGACAUUCUAGCAUAAAAGCACAUAUUUCUUGUUAUACGCCCAAUGCUAGAGGACACCGAAGGCUUCCUCUGGCACUUAUUGACUGCUUUGCAAAAUCCUUCCAAUGGAAAUAAAUUCAAUAAA